Molecule: messenger RNA, 4563 nt
Organism: Helianthus annuus (common sunflower)
Lineage: Eukaryota; Viridiplantae; Streptophyta; Magnoliopsida; Asterales; Asteraceae
Product: pleiotropic drug resistance protein 1
Exons: 23
Coding region: 179-4435 (1418 amino acids)
Cellular component (GO): membrane
Molecular function (GO): ATP binding; ABC-type transporter activity; ATP hydrolysis activity
Source: RefSeq, a predicted model, not a curated record
UAAAACGCUCUGCAAUGCUUCAUAAUUCUCUGGGUUAUCAUUAAUUUGUGCCAUUUUUUUGUUUUCUUGGCCAAAAUUUGAAGUUGGGUAUUGAUUUUACAUUUAAUUUUUUUUCCCACAUCAGUUUUGGGUUAAGAAAAAAGGGUUAAAAUAAUUUGUCUUUUGACGGUUGGCUAGAAUGGAUCAAGCUGAUAUAUACAAAGCAAGUAGUAGUUUAAGAGCAAACAGUGGGAAUUUUAAAAAUUUAAGAGCUAUGAGUACUUCUGCAUGGCGAAAUUCUGGUACGAAUGUUUUCUCAAAAUCUUCUCGUGAAGAAAAUGAUGAAGAAGCUCUUAAAUGGGCCGCUAUUGAAAGACUACCCACUUUUGAUCGUUUGAAGAAAGGUCUAUUGUUUGGAUCAAUGGGAGCUUCAAAUGAAGUUAACGUCGAUGAUCUUGGAAUCCAAGACCGAAAACGUUUAAUUGAUCGGCUUGUGAAUGCUGCUGAUGAAGAUAAUGAGAAGUUCUUGUUGAAACUUAGAGAGAGAAUUGACAGGGUUGGGAUUGAUUUGCCAACAAUUGAGGUAAAAUAUGAGCACUUGACUGUGGAAGCAGAUGUUAAUACUGGAAGCCGAGCUACACCUAGUUUUAUUAAUUUCUAUCUUGAUCUUGCAGAGGGUUUCUUGAGUCUUUUUAGUAUGCGUCCGAGUAGAAAAAAGCAUAUAACCAUCCUCGAUGAUGUUAGCGGUAUCAUAAAACCGGGCAGAAUGACUUUGCUUUUGGGGCCCCCAAGUUCUGGGAAGACAACUUUGUUAUUGGCAUUGGUUGGAAAUCUUGCUAAGGAGCUUAAGGUCUCUGGAAAGGUGACAUACAACGGGCAUGAGUUCCAUGAGUUUGUACCCAAGAGAACCUCAGCUUACAUAAGUCAAAAUGAUGUUCAUAUUGGAGAACUGACCGUUAGAGAAACACUGGCUUUCUCUGCCCGACUCCAAGGGAUCGGCUCACGCUAUGAGAUGCUGGUCGAGUUGGCAAGAAGAGAGAAAAAUGCGAACAUUAAACCAGAUCCUGAUAUUGAUAUCUUCAUGAAGGCAGCAGCAUCAAGAGAUCAAGAAGCUAGUGUUGUCACAGAUUACACACUCAAGAUAUUGGGUUUAGAUGAGUGUGCCGACACCAUGGUAGGGGAUCGAAUGACGAGAGGAAUAUCUGGUGGGCAAAAAAAGCGUGUUACAACAGGCGAAAUGAUAGUCGGACCAUUAAAGGUUCUUCUCAUGGAUGAGAUAUCUACUGGUUUGGAUAGCUCUACGACUUUCCAAAUUGUUAAUUCCCUUAAACAAUAUAUUCAUAUUCUCGAAGGAACUGCUCUCAUAUCUCUUCUUCAGCCUGCACCGGAGACAUACACUUUAUUUGAUGAUAUUAUACUCCUAAGUGAUGGCAAGAUUGUGUAUCAGGGUCCACGCGAAAACGUGCUCGACUUUUUUGAAUCUAUGGGAUUUAAAUGCCCAGAGAGGAAAGACGUUGCCGACUUCUUGCAAGAAGUUACAUCACAGAAAGAUCAGAAACAAUAUUGGAUGAGAGGACCUUACAAAUUUGUGACGGCCAAGGAAUUUGCUAAUGCAUAUGAAUCAUUUCAUGUUGGAAGGACACUAGCAAGUGAACUUGCAACGCCAUAUGAUAAAAGCAAAAGUCACCCAGCAGCUCUUACAACUAACAAGUAUGGUUUAAACAAAAAGGAGCUCAUUAAAGCUUGUAUUGAUAGGGAGAUUUUGCUCAUGAAGAGAAACUCAUUUAUCUACAUCUUCAAACUAGUCCAAGUAACUAUCAUGGCGACUAUGACUAUGUCUGUUUUCUUCCGAACUGAGAUGCAUAGACGUGGUAUUGACGAUGGAGGGCUAUAUUUUGGUGCACUGUUCUUUGGUGUCAUCAUGAUCAUGUUCAAUGGGAUGGCGGAUAUUCCAAUGACAAUCGCAAAGCUUCCUGUGUUCUACAAGCAACGCGAUUACUUCUUCUAUCCCACAUGGGCGUAUGCUCUUCCAACUUGGAUUGUCAAGAUUCCAGUUUCAUUUGUUGAAGCCGGAGUUUGGACAAUAUUAACUUACUAUACUAUAGGAUUUGAUCCUAAUAUAUGGCGAUUCCUAAAACAUUAUUUACUGCUCGUAGUUACUAGCCAGAUGUCCUCUGGGUUGUUCCGAUUCAUUGGUGCUACGGGUCGCAACAUGAUUGUGGCAAACACAGUUGGUUCAUUUGCAAUACUCCUUAUCUUUACAUUGGGUGGAUUCGUCUUAAACCAAUAUGAUGUAAAAAAAUGGUGGCUUUGGGCAUACUGGGCAUCACCAAUGAUGUAUUCGAUGAAUGGAAUAGUUGUGAAUGAAUAUCUUGGACAUAAAUUUAAAAAGCCUUUCUUGGAUACAACACUAGGGAGAGUUCUUGUUAAAUCUCGAGGAUUGUAUGCAGACUCUUAUUGGUAUUGGAUAGCUAUUGCGGCUUUGUUGGGUUACACUUUAGUAUACAAUUUGUGUUAUGCGCUCUCUCUUAGAUUUCUCAACCCAUUCGGGAAAAGACUAUCAAAUGCAGCGACGCUUGAAGAUCGUGGUGCACUAUCAACGAAUGAAGGAAAUGCAGACAAGAAGAGAGGAAUGAUACUUCCAUUUGAACCACAUUCUAUUACCUUUAAUAAUAUCAAAUACUCUGUUGAUAUGCCCCAGGAAAUGAAAGAGCAAGGUGUUAGUGAAGACCGAUUGGUGCUACUUAAGAAUUUAAGUGGAGCUUUCCGACCUGGUGUGCUUACAGCGCUUAUGGGGGUUAGUGGUGCCGGUAAAACUACCCUGAUGGAUGUACUUGCGGGUAGGAAAACAGGUGGAACUAUAGAGGGUGACAUUUGGAUUUCCGGGUAUCCAAAGAAACAGGAAACAUUUGCUAGGAUUUCUGGAUAUUGUGAACAAAACGACAUCCAUUCUCCUCAUGUUACUGUUUAUGAAUCCUUGAUCUACUCAGCUUGGCUACGAUUGCCAGCAGAUGUUGAUAAAAAUACCAGAAAGAUGUUUGUUGAUGAGGUGAUGGAACUUGUGGAACUGAACCCAUUAAGGGAUGCGUUGGUUGGGUUGCCUGGUGUGAACGGGCUAUCAACUGAACAACGCAAAAGGUUAACAAUAGCAGUCGAACUCGUGGCUAAUCCAUCUAUUAUAUUUAUGGAUGAGCCAACCUCCGGUCUAGACGCUAGAGCUGCUGCAAUUGUAAUGAGAACUGUUAGAAACACGGUUGACACGGGAAGAACAGUUGUCUGCACCAUUCAUCAACCAAGCAUGGACAUAUUUGAAGCUUUUGACGAGUUGUUCUUAAUGAAACGAGGAGGACAAGAGAUAUAUGUUGGGCCUAUUGGUCGCCGAUCUUGUGAUUUGAUCAAGUACUUUGAGGAUAUCCAAGGGGUGAGUAAGAUUAAAGAUGGUUAUAACCCUGCGACUUGGAUGUUGGAAGUCACUACUUCGUCCCAAGAACUAGCUUUGGGAGUCGAUUUCACUGAAAUCUAUAAGAAUUCAGAACUCUAUAAGAGAAACAAAGCACUUAUCGCUGAUCUAAGUCAACCACGGCCUGGUUCAAGUGACCUCCAUUUCCCAAAUCAAUACUCGAGGUCAUCCUUAGUACAAUGUCUGGCUUGUCUAUGGAAACAAAGAAAAUCAUAUUGGAGAAACACUCCUUAUACUGCUGUUCGUUUUGCCUUCACCACUUUCACCGGACUCCUUUUCGGAUCUAUUUUCUGGGAUCUUGGUAGUAAAAGGGCAAGCUUGAAGGAUUUGAGUAAUUCCAUGGGUUGUCUUUAUUGUUCAGCUUGUUUCUUAGGAUCCCAAAACGCAUCUGCGGUGCAGCCCGUUGUCGACAUUGAAAGAACGGUAUUUUAUCGAGAAAAAGCUGCUGGAAUGUAUUCUGCAUUGCCAUAUGCCUUUGCUCAGAUGUUGGUGGAAAUACCAUAUAUAUUUAUGCAAGCUGUAGUAUACGGUCUACUAGUCUAUUCAAUGAUAGGAUUUGAUUGGACAGCCGCAAAAUUCUUGUGGUUUUUUCUCUUCCUGUUCACCAACUUGCUAUACCUGACAUUCUAUGGCAUGAUGGCUGUCGCGGUUAGUCCCAAUGCUGACAUUGCUGCCAUCAUCAGUUCAGCGUUUUAUGGAUUCUGGAAUCUGUUUUCUGGAUUCAUUAUACCAAGACCCAAAAUUCCCAUAUGGUGGAGAUGGUAUUACUGGGCAAAUCCGAUCGCAUGGACAUUGUACGGUUUAAUUGUUUCGCAAUUUGGGGACUAUGAUGAUGUGCUUACUAACGGGGAGACGGUGAAAGGUUACUUGCGUAGAUAUUUGGGGUUCAGACAUGACUUCCUUGGAGCUGUGGCUGCUGUUCAUGUGGGAUUAGUGGUUGUUUUUGCGUUCAUAUUCGCUUAUUGCAUUAAAUCCUUCAAUUUCCAGAAGAGAUAAACUCCAUCAAUUGUGAUGGUAGAAGAAGAACAUUGUUUCAUCUAGUAUAUCAUUUCUAUUGUGAACUUAUAUAUCAUACCGUUGAGUAAUAAUUCAUGUUGUCAUAGCACGUUUAUAUUCUACAAUAU